Messenger RNA from Maudiozyma barnettii, 1641 nucleotides. RefSeq lists its product as uncharacterized. The record is from RefSeq and is a predicted model, not a curated record. Lineage: Eukaryota; Fungi; Ascomycota; Saccharomycetes; Saccharomycetales; Saccharomycetaceae. Gene Ontology annotation, cellular component: mitochondrion. Gene Ontology annotation, molecular function: ATP hydrolysis activity; ATP binding. The coding region runs from base 1 to 1641 and encodes 546 amino acids. The transcript has a single exon.
AUGUCAAACCUUAUCAACUAUAUUGUUAAGAUCAACAAAGGUUUAUUUCGAUCAUCUUUAACAAAGGGAUCCAAACCUGUAUUUCCAACUAGAAUAUCAAAUUUUGAAAUCAAUCCUAAUGAAAAAUGGGCCAUCUGUGGUACAGGUAAAGCGAAGUUCAUGAAUAUUUUAAGUAAUAAAUAUUUAGGUGAUCCAUCAAGAUUAGCCUUAAGAUACUCUUCCAAGACCCGUCAUACAUUACCUCGAAUUGAAACAAUUCAAUUUAGUGGAGCUAUCCCCACGGCUCAUUUAAGUGCACGAUAUGAAUACUUUAAAGAUGAAUUUGAUCAAACUUGUAAACAAUUUAUAUUGAAUAAUUCAAUUGGUUCAAACAAUGUAUCAUAUGAUGUUAUAUUAAGAGAUGAUAAGAUUAGUGAUAAGUUAUAUAAUAUCUUAAUCAAAGAAUUACAAUUGACUGAGUUAGAAAAUCGGUGGGCUAUGGGAUUAAGUAAUGGACAAAUGCGUCGUGCAAGAUUAGCAAGAGCAUUAUUAAAGGAACCUGAUUUAUUAUUAGUCGAUGAUCCAUUUCUUGGAUUAGAUCCCAAUGCAGCAUCAAUAAUUUCUAAGUUUUUUUCCGAAAGUGAAACAAUCAUUGGAACUCCAAUUACUAUCGGACUUAGAUACCAAGAUCCAAUUCCACAAUGGUGUACUCAUGUUUGUUUUGUCGAUGAACAACAGGGAAUCCUAUUUAGUGGUAUUAAAGAUCAAAAACUUGAAUCUCAAAUUCGAGAGUUUCAACAUAAUGAAAGAAAUAAAAUUAAAGAAAUCCUUGAGAGUCAACGUAUUGAUAGUCCUUACACUAUAGAUGAUUUAAUCUCUUCACAUUCAAUGUAUCGUACGGAUAUCAAUAAUCAUGAAACUAUCAAAGUUUCUGUUGACACUACAGAAUCCAUUAUUCCUGCCAUUGAAUUUAAAGGUGUCAAUGUUACAUAUCGUGGGGAACCUAUCUUAAAAGAUUUAAAAUGGUCCAUAGAGCCUGGUAGUAAAUGGCAUGUUCGUGGCGAUAAUGGUAGUGGGAAGUCUACGUUAUUAUCCAUGAUCGUAGCCGAACAUCCACAAUCUUGGAAUAAAAAUGUUGUUGAGAAUGGUAUAGAACGUCGUACAGGUCAAACCAGUUAUUUUGAAAUUAAUAAGAAGAUAGGGAUGUCAUCACCUGAAUUACAUGCAAUUUUUGCAAAGAGAGGUAAUAAGAUAUCUAUUAAAGAGAGUAUAUCAUCCGGAUUACAUGAAGGUUCUUCAAAUAAUUUUUUACCAAUGUGGAAUAAAUUAUCGCAAGAACAGCAAAGAUUGAUUCAAAUGUAUAUGGAUCAUUUUUCAUUAACUUCAAUAAAGGAUAAAACGUUUGAUGAAUUGAAUGUAUCACAACAAAAACUUGUAUUAUUUAUUCGUGCGGUGAUCAAGAUGCCACAGAUAUUAAUUCUUGAUGAAGCAUUUUCGGGGAUGCAAGAUACUGAAAUGAUCCGUUGUUAUGAAUCAUUAGAUAGAUGGCCUGGUACUGUAUUAGUAGUAGCUCAUAUCCUUGAAGAAACACCACAUUGUGACCAUUACAUACGAUUAGUGUCUCCAGGUAAUUACAAGAUAGGAGAUGUUUCCAACAAUUGA